Aricia agestis (brown argus) is the source of this 2666-nucleotide messenger RNA. RefSeq lists its product as uncharacterized. The record is from RefSeq and is a predicted model, not a curated record. NCBI's taxonomy places the organism in Eukaryota, Metazoa, Arthropoda, Insecta, Lepidoptera, Lycaenidae. Bases 288 to 1199 code for a protein of 303 amino acids. The transcript has 6 exons.
GCCGCAUGGCCUAGGGCUCCUUGUUAUUGUUCGCGAUAAAUUCAAAUUAAAAAAAUAAAUUGUCAAAAAAUUCUUCCAAACUGCGCGCGCGAUUGUAAUAAAAAAAAUAAACAUUUAAAAAUCGAACAAAGUGUGUGAAGUGCGAGUGUUGCAGAAUGAAACAGCAAACGUAGUUAAAAGUUUAUAUUUACGGAAGCAUGCGACAUUCGAUUAUCCUUAUUGUCGCUUGAGUCUGACACUCGGUUGUCGGUCGCCGUGCGUGUCGGUCGAAUGCGGUAGCGACAGCCAUGGAGAGCGGGGUGCACGCUGUCCCCCUGCGGGUGGGGAAGAAGAUGAGGAAGAGACGGGAGCUGGACGCCCUUGUGGGGGGCGGGGUGGCGAGAGGGGGAAGACUGCUGUCCGCCUCCAGCGAUGAGGGGGAACCCUGGGGGAGAAGGAGUACCAGGCGCCGCAGGUCCAGACCCUUCGUACGUCUCGCGGCGGUGCUAGCUUUGUGUGUGUGCGUGGUCUCCGCUGCGACUGUGUUGUGGCUCUUCGUGGACGUGCGACGGCAGAUCGUUUCGCUCCGGAUAGAGAUGGACAGAGUAUCAACGAGCAGUAACAGCGUGGGGGACGCGCUACAAAUAUGUCACACAGCAGCCAAGGAGCUGCGGGCGAACGCUACAGAGCUGAGCGCCAGGCUCUCUCAGCUGGAGUUAGACCACCAGGACCUGGUGAAACGGGUGGAGCAGACGGCCAGGGACCUGGCGUUGGUCUCCGGCCAGCUGUCCGCGGCGCCGAACCUAGCGGACACGCCGCGUCGGCUGGCGGAUUUGCAGCGGAUGGUCGCUGAUUUUGGGUCACAGAUCAAAGGAUUCGACAGCGCGCUCGCGUCAGCUAAAAAGCAGGCGGUAACCGCGGAGUCCGGGGUGGAGGAAAUCAAAACUCUACUUCACCAGCUGGAGACCAGAACGAACGAGACCAUCGCCAACCUGACAGCUACUGUCAAAGAGGAGGGCCAGCUGAAAGAACAGCUGGUGAAUCUAAAUACCACGUUAGUGGAGAGAGUGGGUGGAUUGCAGGAGAAGAUUAUUGAAAUGAAUAAAUCAACGUCAACGACCACUUCAACAACUACAACAACAAUACCACCCCCCGUACAAACACAGGCCAGCAAUGUCAGUGCAGCGCCUGGUCCAGCCAAACCAGCAGUAACUCAAUAGGCAAGAGAAAAAUCUGAAUUUGAAAAAAGAAUUGCUCACGAACCCAAAACCUUACGUCCAUUCGACAAAUACGGAUAUUACCCUCCAUAGAGUAACGCCUAAGGUAUUGUGGAGUAGGAUUAUUUUUAUUUCAUUCUAUUUUUUCUUUAAUUCUAUUUUUGCUAAAUCAUACAUUGCUGGCUGAAUAUUAUGUAUCAAUAUUGUUUUACUCUUUCUGUUCAAGCCAUAUGCACAGUGAUAAUAAUUUUUUGUGUCAACAAAAGCGAAAUUUAAAAUUCUUAAAAUAAUGCUGUGAAAGAAACUGCUGCUGUGAAAAAAACAAAUCAUUAAUUGCUACGUUUUACAUAGAAAAUAUUUUCAGAUUUACCUUAGUUCGAUAGAAAAACUUAACAAUCUUAUUGCGCAGGGUUUUUGAUGUAAAUUGGAAAUAUUUCUAAUAAUAAUUAUAAAUUAAAACAAAAUACCAAUAUUUUAAUAGCAUCUAAAAGUUUUUUAGUAACAAAACUGCUUGAAUAUUGAAAUCAAGUCCACAAAAAAAUCCUUUAAAAUGGAACCACAACGCCCCAAUAUUAAAAAGUUGUGAAUGACAACGAUUUUGUUUAAAAUAAAGGUUAUUGAGGCUAUUUUAAAGAUUUAUGUUAGUUCUAACAGUAUAGCCUUAAUAAUUAAGUUUGAAUGCUAAAAUCUUACCUAGAUUUAAUAUAUCCUUAAAAAAACUUGAUUUAGAUUUUAGAACAUUCUGUAUAAUAAUUUCACCUUUUGUUUAGGUUCCAUUUGUAUAUAAUUUAUUUUAAUCUGGCAACUAUUUGAAAUCAAGUGUGGCCAGGUUUAAAAAUGUCGAUUUUUUCUAGUUUUAGCAAGAGUAGUAGGACACGUGAUAAUAUUUUUAAGUGGUGUUUUACUCAUUGCGUAGUAUUUUGUUAGUUUAUUAGAUAUCCUAUUAGUUUUUCCUAGUUUAUUUAUUUUAUUUAUUAGAAAAAGUUUAGUUUAUCGAAUAGAAUAAUUAUAAUAUGAUGAGAAAUAACUUUAAAAAGUUAUCUGCCAAGAUAAAUGCCUUAAAAUUUUAUUAUAGUGUUGUUUGUUAGGAGCGGUUAGGUUAUUCGAAAUUUGAAUGACAGCAACAUUUUAAAUCAUAGUUUAGAAAUCCCAAUAUAAAAUUGUCAUACAAGCGUUUUGCUUUUACUGUACCAGAGUCCAAAAACAUGAUUGAAAAAAUAUAUUAACAAAUUUUUCGUGGAAUGUAAAUCAAAAAAAGUGUGUAAGGUCGUGUUUGUUCACUUUUUUUUUGUAUUUUCAAAUUUUUAUCGUGUUACGCGUUCCCCUCACUAAAUAGUGAUUGUUCGCACAAAAGAACACGGCCAGAACAAAUUCGAACACAAAUUUUAAUUCAAACCAUUAUAGUCAAAAUGAAAUUAGGUGUCCUCAGCGGUCAUUGACCUUUUUAGUCUAGGAGCUAAAUGAAAAAUG